ACCAGGUCAACUAUGUAGCAACAGCGAUUCGGCAGAGAUUGACAGUGCUAGUAAACUCAAGCUCAAUGCCGAGACAAUGUUAUCUAUUCAUGCCAAUUUAUAACUCGAACCUUAACUCUUAUAUAACAUUUUUGUUAUGAACUAGUGUUGCUGUAUAGAGUUGUUAUAGUUUAAUUAGGGUUGUAUAUGUAUGUAGAAUAUUGUUGUUGUUUUUUAAUUUUAGUUAACAUUUUCUGUUCAUAAAACAGUUUUAAGAUGCAUGCUGGUAAUAUAUUUAAAAACAAUGGAGAAACUUAUAGAUAUAUGUAUUUAUAUAACCUAUAUAUAUAUAGGUUAUAUAAAUUCUAGGUUCUGACCACUCAUGCAUUCACUUUUAAUCACUAAUUUUCUCACUUGCCGUUUCCAGAUCGAAACCAUAGCGGUUAAAUGUCUCUUUGAAAGCCGACAUUUUCAUAUCUAAAGUAAAAAUAUCCUUCCGCUUCAGCACCUAAUAACACUUCUUUGGUGCGCAACUUUCUUUCGUUCCAUUUGGUUAUCAACAAUAUAAAAUAUAAAAUAAAAAUAAUAGAGAAAUAUUUAAAGUGUGGACUAUAUUAUAUUGGGAAUAGAGAUGUUUCUUCUUUCAACUGUUCCGCGGGAAUGGGCAUUUCAUUUUGAAAAUAAUGCGUGUAUAUGUGGGUGGCAUUAUAGCGUAGCGAGAUGGAAGGCUGCAAUGGACGGGUCUAAGAAAGGUCAGUGCAUACUUUAUAAUAAGGGAUUUGCAGGCCGUUUGAUUUACGGAGGAAAGAGACAAAAAUAAAGGGGGCGUUAUGGAGUUUGAGGACUAGAAUAUUGCGUGGCUGCGGGACGGUUUAUUGAUGGAUGUAAGAGUGUUAUGGGUGAUACACACGUACAUUAACUAUUUUAAUAGUAGCGUAGUAUAAGUAUUGGGUAGAGUUAUGCUCUCUUUGAACUCAAGGGCAGUCGUUUUAUUUGUGAAACCACUUGUUGGCAUUAUGCCCAUUGCAUUUAUCGACAAUUGCAUCAUGUGAUAAAUAUGCCAAGUCAUCUAUCAAACGCAGUCUAGAUCUGAACUUAAGUUGCUUCACUGGCGCUUCAGAGCUUAUAUACUAUUGGAUCACAUCUAGAGUAGAUUCAUAUAUGUAUUCGUAAAUACAAACUCACCAAGUCUUUAAAUAUUCUCUUAUUAGACUUAGUUGUCCAACGUAUUAUCUUAAUGUUUACCGUUUGUUGGUUGGGAAAUAAACAAUGUACUUGUUAAUAAUUUAAACCACCACUCGCACCAGAGAGUAAUUUGUUAUGUUUGUCAGAUCCACCUUCGGAAUAAAUCAUUAUAAACAUGCUCCUUGUAAGGAUUUUUCUAUUUGACCAUGUGGAUUCCACAACUCAAAAAUGUGUAUGUUUAUUAUUUACGUAUAUUCUUUUCUUGAUUUUAUCCUACGAAUAAUCUCAAUGAUGUUUUGUUUGUAUCAAAUGAUCACCCAUAUAUAUGUGUAUUGUACUAAUGUUUAUAUUUUAGUUGUUGGAAACAUCAGAUGGUUAUUGGACGACUCGUACACUUUCUAGUCAGCUAGACGCUCGACAACUCAUGCCACGCUGGUCAUCUGGUCGUUCGACAACCCUUACAUCACGUGUAUCUCAAUUUACACUGUCCAUGAAGUCAACUCUUAAUGUUGAGUGCACUCCCCGGUCCUAUCCCUCGUCUUCUGCUCUUUAGCAUUCAUCAUCUCCUCCUAUAUUCAACGCUAUGAUGAAUAGACUUGUAAAUAUAAUCCUUCUACCUACAGUGUAGAAUCAGACACCUUAAUUAAUUUAAUUAUUCUCCUUGUCCACACCUAGAUUGUAUCUCGAGCUAUAAAUUCCUAUUGCCUCCCUUGCUUAUGUUUAAUUGAGAUUUGUAUCUCCCUAGCUGUGCUCUUGUGUUUUAUGUUGUUAUUAGGAAUCAAUGUUUUAGAUGUAAUAUCCCCUGAUUGUAAUCACGAACAAUUUUAUCAAUCUAAUAAAUACAUCUCAGUUGAGGUCAUCAAUAAGAUGCAUGAGAGAAGUGUCCUAACUUGUCUAGGCUUUCUUCGCAGCCUCCCUCAGGUAGUCCGCCUACGUAUACCCCUACGUGAAAGUACUUGGUACUUCUUGGUACUGAUACUACGAUCUCUCAUGCGUUUGCCACUUACUAUUUGCUAUUGAUACUACUACUACUACUGCCCAAGUAAAGUAAAGUAAAGUUCCCCUUUCCGACCUUGUGGUCUAUAGGGCAGACGAUGUAAAGGUCAUAUGAUUCUGUGGACCACGGUUAACGAGGGUGUCAUGUGGCCAGCACAACGACCAACCGCCUUUACUUUUCUCCAACUAAUGUCAGGUACCCAUUAGAGCUGGGUGGACUCAGAUUCCGAAAUUAAAAAUCCCAGUCUUCACCAGGAUUCGAACCCCGGACUCCGGUUCGGUAGCCACCGCGCCACUACUGCCCAAGGUAGACCUUUACUACCUGCAGUACUCAUCGUGCCCACGGUAGCCUGCAACCCACUCUAAUGCAAUGGCGGAUCCAGAGGGGGUAGGGGCGAUCACCCCCCACACCCACAAUCGGCAGAACUCUCCCUCCCUAUACGAAUGUAUUAUUUAUGUUAAUAAUAUACACUAAUUUUUUUUAUAUUUCAACCUAGUUUUAGAUUAUUUCGCCCCCCUCUUUUAGUAUGUUGGUCGAUUUGGUGGGGAGGGGUCAAUAGCAGCAAUACCGCCCCCCCCUACAUUUUCGAGUAGGAGGGGCGGUCCAUUUUAUUUUUAGAAAUCACAGCUUUUUAACAGAAUCAAUUAAAUAUCUAUAUGAUUAAAACUUGUUAUUGAUAUCUUAACUAAUCUUUAUAUUAUGUCGUUCCACUGUUGGCCGAUUGGGUGGGGUUGGGGGGGGGGGGAUAGAUCUACUGCCCUUCCCACCUAAACCCUUUGAAUGGGGGGGCGGUCCUUCUUUUAUGGAGAAAUCAUAGUUUUUGAACAAAAUUUGUUGAAUUACUAUAUAAUGUUUAUAUUAUGUCGCUCCCCUUCUGAUAAAUUGGACGAUUUGGUGGGGUUGUGGUGGGGGCGAUUGUAUCACUACCCUCCCAACUCUAUCGCUCUGAGUGAGGGAUGCGGUUCUAUUUUGAUGGUAAAAUCAUAGUUUGUGAACAAUAUCUGUUUUAGUGUACGAUAUCUAAACGGAACGGACGGACGUACGAACAGACAGACCACACAAAACUAAUAGAGUCUAUACCUCUUUCGGGAGCCGCUAAGAAUGACAUUCACGUAUUCCUGUCAUUAAUAAAACGAAACAAACAACAGAAGUAUGUCCACUUGAGAAGUGUAUCGUCUAAAGACAAGGUUACACCACUUCAAGUCAAAUUGCUUAGUUGAAUGUUGCAGUAGAUUUUUUUCGCUUCAUUAUGAACAAGUUUCGUUAAAGAGAAAAAUAUUUUAAAAUCUGUUGUAUUCAAUAACUAUUACAUUCAAUCAUAACAAUGUUCAUUAAAUAUUCGUAUAUUGUAUGUUUUCUGAAUUUUGUUUGUUAUCUUUAGGCUAAAUUUUUUUAUAACUUUAAAUUGGUUUCAUCUGUGAGUUGGUGAUUGUGUCUACUACCAACGAGUUUAUGUCUUUAUAUCUCGGAGAUAUUUUGUGUCUUCAAUCAUGGCAUUUUUACGCUUUAAGUCGUCGUAGACCCCUCUAGGUCUAAAGAGACAAACUUCGGACAACUAAGUUAAUAACUUCGACUAAAAACUCUAAAUUUACACUCAUGCACAGUCUUAAAUAUGUGGAUAGCUAAACAAAAAAAGAAGACAAACUUAUAAAUAUAUAAAUAAUAAAUCCCAUGUGUUAAUGGACAAUAUUAGAACUCAUUAAAUAGUAGGAUGUAAAGGGACAUAACAAUAAUAUAACAAAUUUAUUUCCAAAAUCUAAUGGACAUAAAAAUAUAUUGCUCUUUGUUCUUCGAAAGCAAACACGCAAACAAAAAUUAGAUUUGUAUCAUCUUUUUAAAGGCCAAAAAAAAUGAACUUAUGUAAUUUGUCUUAAACAUUUAGCACAAAAACGAUCAUGUCGCCCAAAAAAGUCCUUGCCUAAUAGACCAUGUUUAUAAAAUAAAAAGUAACUGGGUCUUCUCAUUUUCUUUAUAUGUGUAGGUUUAGAAUAUUUUUAAAAAAAUUAAAUUAUCUACAAAUAUUAAACUAGUCCUACAAUUGAUAAAAAUUUCAUUCACAAGUUCAUCUAUUGUUUAUGUCCACAUCCGAGUAAAAUUUACUUACGCUAAAUCAAACAUGGCAAUUUUUUUCUUUUAAAGCAACUGGUAGGUUAUCAGUUUUUAGUUGCAGCCGGGAAAAAAAAUCAUAAAAUGAAUUUUCGAUGCAAAAUUGUGGGUUAUUAAUAGCACAGCGAGGGUUUCAAAAGUCAACUACUUGGUAACAACAUCAACAAAAUCUUCUCCCUACUUCGCGGAAUAUCUUUUUUUUUUGCUUGUGAUUUUGACACUCACCCCAGGCGAAAAAACUAGGAAUCACUGUAGCUGCUUCUGCUUUUACCACCCACUUGUCACGUGGUCAAGUGAUUCACGAAAAAAAAAUUGUAUACACCCCAAUAAUAAACAAUGACAACGAGGCGGACGUAGAUCUAAAAUCUACACUGACCAUGUCAACUUGUUUGUAACUGUUGAACAGGACUCAUGGUAGUCAUACAAUAACAAUUACACCCGAAAUAGCUUGCUGUGUGUUGCACCAAGUAGAUGGCUUCCUUCCGGUAAAGUGCAGAGAGCUGAUACAUUGAGAGUGGCAUUACGUCAUCAGUAGCGUGAGUGUCCGACGCCUAGACAGAUACCACUGAUACCUAGGAGGAUGCACAAUCCAGUUUAACCACAGACCACUGUCUACUAGCUGAUACACUGUCAAGACUAACCUAGCAACUUAGCAUAGUUAUAUUAGUUGUAAUUGUUAGAAUUCAUCUUUUUUCCCCAAUACAAUGUCAAACGCGGUUUUAACUAUUAGAGAUGGUAUCUUGUCGUAUAUUAUUGCUAUACAUAGGAGUUCUUUUCUUGUAUGUUUGCUGUUUUACAUAUUAAAUAUUAACGUGGAAAGGACUAUGCCUGCCGACUUCAAAUUGUAAUUUAACUCUCCAUGACACUAUUUUUUUCUCAUUUACUCUUUUCUUUCCCUUUGUUGUAAAUAGUGUCAUAUAAGUGAUAGCCUUAGCUGGGCAUAUUUCUUUUGUUAGGUUAAUAAGCGCUAUUUCACUUUUACGUACAUUAUAUACAUUUGUGUGUAGAUAUAUAUGUUUAUAUAUGUAUAUAUGUAUGUGUAUGACAUAGUAUGUGUAUAUAUGUAUAUAUGUAUGUGUAUGACAUAGUAUGUGUAUAUAUGUAUAAAUAUAUUUGAAUGACUGUUAUCUAAUAACAGUCAUAUCGUGAGGGGGGGGGAUGUCAGGGAGAGGUAUGGCGAGAAUGAAUGUUAGUUUGAUAUUUUGAUAUGAUUGUUAUAUCCCCUUGUUAUGAAUGCGAAGUGUUGCACGAGUUGUGAACUGAGUGAUUAAGUCUUCGUUGAAUGUGCGAGAGAAUGUGUUAGUCAGUAAGGUCUUGCUCCCGGUCCAGGAAGGUUGGACGUUUACUUCCUGGACUGGUGUUUAUGCAUUUAUAUAUUUAUAAGUUGAUGGACUGGUUUUGUUUAAGUAAUAUUUAUUGUGCAUUAUUUGACCUAUAUUGGAUAUUAAAAUAUCAUUGUUAUAUUCUUGGAGAUCUAGAGUUGGAGUUGAUGUGUAUCUAGUGUUUACACAUGCUGAAUAAACAGUAUACCAUGUGGACUUGUUUUGGAUUGAGUGUUUCUACACACACUUUGUUACUUGUUCUGGUGACUGUUGUUGGUGGCACAGCAUUUCCACAAAAGUGUUUGGAGAACUUUGAAGUAUUCAUUAAUAAUGAACCUUUUAUUUGUGUUAAUGGAAUAUUGAGUAAUGUAAAAGUGAACAAUCUAACUUGUCAUUCUGGAGAGUUGUUCUACAUUGAUGAUUUUGCGCUGUAUACUCCUAGAGUUAAUGACGGCAUAUGUCUUAGUCUAAGUGGAUUUAACUACAAUCAAACAGUAACGGCAGCAUGUCUGAACAAAGAAAAUAAAGAUCUAUCCAAACAGAUUGCUUCAGCUUUGAUGAGUUCUCAAGAUAAUAUUGUUGAAGCUCAAUCAUCCUUAAAUAAAAUUGUGACAGGCGUGCAUUGGCUAAGUGUUUCAUUUAGAUGCCGGCGAGCAGCUGACGUGGUCAACAUGUGUUCGUUCUCAAGUGUAGAAGGUAUCUUUAAAGUUUUCCUGACAUCGUUUACAUCCCAAGUAAUGAGUACUGAGACCCGACCUUUAUCUUGUACUUGUUCUAUCCAGUCGUCGAGUAAAGACAUAAAAGUCAAGCCAAUUGAUGUUAGACUCAAAACAACUGAUGCAUUACAAAGUUAUACGGGCAGUAAUCAUAUUGGCAACGACAUAUUUGAGAAAAGCAACUUUUUGUGGAGUAUUGAUGGUCCUAAAGUUUUUCAAACUGAUUACCUCAAUAUUACUUUAACAACCAGAGAAAAAUGGCAGACGUGGAACAGAUUAGUGAUCGAAAUAUCAGGAGACACAUUGAACCUGACCUGUGGCCCAGAGUAUGGCAGCAUACAGACAACGAAUACUCCACUAGAUUCCUCGCAGCAGUCAUCAGCCAUUUCUGACUGUAUGGUUGCUGUUGUUGUGGUGUCAAUAGUAGCUGUGAGUUUCAUCAUAUCAACAGUCGUUGUCUGCUAUAAGUACCGCAGCAUUCAAAAGAGAGGACCUGCUCAAUAUUCUAAUUACGAUUAUUUAGAUAUUCUUACGAACGACAUCUCAAACUAUCAAACACCGGAGGCGACAUCUAGUGCUCAGUCUAGCAGGCCAGGUCAAUCUCCACACAUUCAGCAACAGCAAGCUGAAAACGACCAGCAGUAUUACAGUUCUAUAGAAACCACGUAGAGAACUAUAAAGCUAAAGCUAAUUUCUUAGGCUGACGUGUGAACUUUUCUAACCUUAACUUUUAACCAGAGUGAGAAAAUACUAAUUAGUGAAAAUAUAGAGAGAAUUUAGUAACAAAGGACUUAAGGUAAAACUUCCGAUGGAAGACCUCUUUUGAAGAAUGCUACGCAAGUGGCAGCGCCGCGCUAACUAUUCCUAGGAUAAUCUGGUCACAAGAUUACUACCGGCAGGUAGAGUAGUGGUGUCGGUGGUAUAAUGUUAUAGUUCGUGGUAGAUCUAUAUUAUGUAAUAAUAAAACGUGUUAUAAAAGGCUAUAAAAAAUAAGUAAUGAGAAAUAAUUAAUCUUUUCGUUUUUUGUUUUUGUAAGACUAAACAAAUGUAUGGUUUCCUGUACGGACUUUUUAUUUUAGUUACCUGUGUCACAGUGUAUGUCUUAUUAGUUUAGUAUUAGUAUUAAUAAUCUAACUUACAUAAUCUUUUUAUAACUAUCUAACUUCAUUCUUCCAAUCAAUAAAUUGAAUAAACAAAAUUUAGUCAAGCAUAUACUUUCAUAGUCAUAGGUAUACUCCGAAAAUUAAAAAUAUAGUAUUUAUUUGUCCGUGGUAUACACUAUGUAUAAGACACUUUGAUCAAUGCAUAAAAUAGAAAUAGUAGUGUCGUUAUACAAGUAAAGAUAAUUUGAAUUUUUUUUUCUUUUUACAAAUAAUAACUUUUUUUAUUGAAAAAUAGUCAUUUUAUGAUCUUUCACAACUUUUUCCGAGUUUAAGGUUAUAGUCUGGUAUUACUAGAAAGUACAGAAUAAACAAGAAAGUUCAUUUUUAGCGGGGAAUCGACGCUAUUAGUUUUGUAUGGUCUGUCCGCCCGUCCGUCCUGUUUAAAUCUCGUAAACUAAAAAAAGAUAGUGAAAAACCGACAUUGUGAUAUUUUCAACUUUUCACAUUUCUGAUGCAACGGCAAUAUUUUUCUGUUCUAAAAUCGAAAAAAAAUUAGCAUUUUUUUUUAUAAAAAUACACCAUUUUUAAACUAUUAAUAGUAACGGUUUUAGAUUUUUGUCAAUUUUUUUUUUACAAAUGUAUUGCUAAGUUAAAUAAGUUCUGUCAUACUAACUACUAAAUUUAGAAAACAAAAAUACUUUUAUUUCAAAGAGAAAACAUUUAUUUAGUAUGCAUAUAAGUGGAACAUAAUUGAAAACAACAAUUACAAAGAAGUUUGUCAUAUUAUCACGUGAACUGCAGUGCUACUAUAUGGCUAUAGAACACUUAUCUAAAAGAACUAUAUGGCUAUAGAACACUUAUCUAAAAGAACUAUAUGGCUAUAGAACACUUAUCUAAAAGAACUAUAUGGCUAUAGAACACUUAUCUAAAAGAACUAUAUGGCUAUAGAACACUUAUCUAAAAGAACUAUAUGGCUAUAGAACACUUAUCUAAAAGAACUAUAUGGCUAUAGAACACUUAUCUAAAAGAACUAUAUGGCUAUAGAACACUUAUCUAAAAGAACUAUAUGGCUAUAGAACACUUAUCUAAAAGAACUAUAUGGCUAUAGAACACUUAUCUAAAAGAACUAUAUGGCUAUAGAACACUUAUCUAAAAGAACUAUAUGGCUAUAGAACACUUAUCUAAAAGAACUAUAUGGCUAUAGAACACUUAUCUAAAAGAACUAUAUGGCUAUAGAACACUUAUCUAACAGGAAUUAUUUAUUUUUAUUUUUUUUACAAAACAAUGUUGUGUUUUUGAGGAUUUGAAUAAGAGAUUUACCUUUUAAAAGACAAUUCGAUCAAUUGGAUAUUCUUUAUAAGACGUUAGGCCAGGUUCACAUCUAACUUCACAUUCACUUUCAACUAUCUUUUGUACUGCUGGACCACUGGGGCACCAUACAAGAUCUGUCAACCUUCUUUCUCCAUUCUUCUCUGUAAUUAGUCUUUGAUAGAAUUUCCUCAAGUUUGUUUUUUUCUGAAAAUAUUGAGACCUGCCUUUUUACCUGCCUGGGUGACUGAUAUUGAGUUUAUAUUUCAACACAAACUGCCUUUGUAACCUUGUAAAAUUAUUUUUACGUAAAUGUUGUUGUUUUUUUUUUUCCUUGAGACUUUGAAUAAGAGAAUGACCCUUAAAAAAACAAUUCGAUCAAUUAGAUAAUCAUUAUAUAACAUCAAUUAGGUCAGGUUCACUUCUAACUUCACCUUCACUUUCACAUAUCCCUUGGUCUAUCGGACCGUUGGGGCACCACACAGAAUCUGUCAACCUUGAUUCUCCAUUCUUCUGUCAUUUGCAUUUGAUAUAAUUCCCUUCUGACAUUCUUUCUGAAAAUUUUGAAACCUGCCAUUUUACCUGCCUGGGUGGGCCUAUUUUGAGAUUAUGUUUCCACACAAAUUGUCUUUGUAGCCUUUUUUUAUUUUUCUGUUUAGAGGUAGAAUUAAGAACUUUUAGCGGUAAGAGUCAUGGUAGUCUUUAUGCCUACUUAAAAACAUUAGCACACUAGAUGACAGCAUUAUCUUGAAGGGAGGUGAAUCUGCUUGAUCUGUGACAUUAUCAACAACACGUCUUGGCACAAGUGAUUAUCUAUAGUCUAGACUAGACAGAAAGGUUCAAAUUUUCUUUUUAAUUGUCAACUAUAUUGUAACAGCUGUCUAAUAUUUCAAUGGACUUUCUUGCUGAACAUAAAUUAUAUAUGUGUCAGACGCGAAUAGCCCAAUUUUUCAGUAAAAGAAAUUACAAAAGGCAUUUCUCUAUAGAAGAAGUUACGAAAGCUAUAUAAUAUACAACCACAGACCUAUACAUACUACAAUAAAUAUAAGUUUUUGAUUUCUAGUUACGAUUUAAUUAGGUAGGUUCCUUUUUACCAUUACAUACCAAUUAUUAGAGUUUAGAAAAACCCAGGUUCGUUUCUUGUGCAACGCUAUUAGCUAACAUCGCAUAUCAUCUCUCCAUUAGUAUAUUUCUAUCUUCUAAUUCUAGUCUAGAUCUAUAUAUAAAAAUCGAAAAGAUAUAGUAAUAGUAUAGGUUCUAUCUUGAUUGACUAAAGUUUAUUAAUUAUUAGAUUAUUAGGUAUAGACAUAGGACAUAGAUCUCAUAAUACUGUAAUACGUUUACUAUACUCUAUACUUAAUCUACUAGACUAGAGAUCUAUCUAUAGAUCUAUCUAUAAUCUAGUUAAUCUAGAUCUAUAAAAUAUUCAUUAUAAUACUUCUACUUAUAAUGACUUAUUAAAUAAGUUAGUAAGACUUAGAUCUAUUAUAGUUUAUUAAUAGAUUUACUUUUCAAUGCCUAGACCUAAUAAUAAAAUUGUGAAUGAUGUCUAAUGACUGAUUAUUUAAUUUUUUUUUAUAGCAAUAGGCCUACUAGAUCUAGGUCUGGACUCUACUUAAAUCUAGUCUAAAACUCUAGAUAAUAGACACUUUCACAUAGAGGUGUUAAUAAUACGGCAUGUCGGCUGAAAGUAUAUAAAGUGCUUUUUUUUGUAAAAACAAAAAAAUAGGUGCCGGUACUCAGCGAUAGAUUGCCUAACUUUCAAUUAAUAAUAAAUUAACAAUUAACGUUGAAAUACAAGAAAAGUAAUAUUUUUUUCCGACAUUGAAAAAAGGUGCCGGUACCCGUACCGGUGUGUACCGUCACAAAAAUAUAUGUAUAUCUCAAUCUUCUUUCAUUUAAUUUUUUUUGCGGGGUUAUUGCUACUUAAUACAUUGAUACCAGAUCGAUCUAUAUAGGGCCUAAGUAUACAAGCAGGAUCUCGAGCAUUGGUUAAAUUUAUUUUUGAAAUACAAAGUUUUAUAUUAGUUGUUUGAAGUUUGUAACUUCUUAAAUUCAGGCUAAAAAUAUCGAAGCCUACAUUUUUACACUCAUUUCUAAACAAUUAAAAGAGAUGGACUGACUCAUAAUGUAGCUUGUGUACAUUUGCAAAAAACACAAACUCUCUUUGUAAUCUUAUCAGUUAGACUUUCAAAACUAUUAAAAAUUAAAAAAAACUUAGUGAUUAUUUUUACCGUAUAAUUCUAUUAUUAUUCCUUUUUAGAAUAAGGAUAUAAACAAAAAUUUGCCAUAUGACUUUGUCUAACAGAAAAAAAUGAAACUUAUGUCUAGUCUAUUUAUGUAUUUAUUUUUAGUUACAUAGUUAUAUAAAAUAUAUUGUACUAAACGUACAUUCAUUAUAAUGCAGCCAUGCGAUUUUUCGUUUAUAAACAUAGCAUAGACCAAUAUUUUACAAAGGCUGCUUGGAGAAAUCAGGUAUACCCAUUAGGAGAAAAACGACCCCUUUACUCAAGAAAAAUUUAAGAAACUAGAACAGACACAAAAUAAACAGUGACAUUCAUAACAAAAUAAUGUUCAAAAUUGAUUAGAGUAACACCUUUUUAAGUAAUCAUUUAAAGUUUAAAAUCAAUACAAUUUUUUUCAACAAUUAUUUUGUGUAUGAAAUUGUGUAUCGAAAAAUGCCGGAUACUUAAAAUAAGCUAGUCCUUAAAAAACAACACAGAUCUUGGGUAAAAUACUCAUAAAAUAAAGAACUGUAAAUGUGUAGUUUCACGCGCUAGUUUCAGGUCUUUUCUUUUUUUAGCCUCUAUCGGGUUUGAUCCCAACUACCCGUAUUUUUGUGUAGAAUUUUUUUCUCUAUCAAGCACACUUAAAAUUAUGCAUAAUAAUAUCAGUUUAAUUUAAAAAGGAAACUGAAAAAUGCAAAGAUAUUUAAGGGAAAAAAGGCACUUCCGGCCCAAUUUGUGAUUCUACCUUUUAAUCAAAGAAACGAAACGGACUAGUCCAACAUUGCCCAUUGACUACAAAGUAUACUAGUCUCUUAUUACUCGUCUAGGUGUCCCUCGGGUUCAACUGUAUAUAUAAAAACAAUAACUUUCGGAGCUGGCAACGUUGCAUUGCACUGUACUUCUCAUAGCCUAUCGUACACAUUGGCCUCCUAGUCCAUGUCUAAAAAAAUAAAACACUUCGGCUCAUUAGCGCACACGUUCCAACUAACAUAUAUAAGUACAAAUAGGUUAUACAGACAUACAUUCAUCCGUGACAGAUAGGAAUUAAAUUUAGUGGUUUGCUUUGGAUGUAGAGCACUAAUUCUAAACGCACACGACCUAUUUCUUUAUUUUUCAUAUUGUUUUAUGCCUUGUAUGAAGUUAUAGUUUGUAUGUUUUAUUUUUUU
Biomphalaria glabrata is the source of this 12110-nucleotide messenger RNA. RefSeq lists its product as uncharacterized. The transcript has 10 exons. The coding region runs from base 5778 to 6974 and encodes 398 amino acids. The record is from RefSeq and is a predicted model, not a curated record. Lineage: Eukaryota; Metazoa; Mollusca; Gastropoda; Planorbidae.